CGAAAUUUAGGACAAGAAGAUAGCAAUGCCCUUUGCAAUCUCCUUAAGAAUGACCCCAUGUUUUCCAGUCGUCGCUGACUUGUCGUCCAUAUUCCCACAACUUGGAGCGCGUCUCGAUCAUUUGAAAACUUUCCACAAUGCGCUAUCCAAUUUUGAUGCUCUCCCUAUCAGCCUAUCUUUUAAUUUUUGCUUUUGGAAUCCAAAGUAAAGCGGUCCCACCGCCUCGCACGUCUUCUCCCCCAACAGGUUCAGCCCUCAAAUUUGGAUCGGCUUCCGCUCAAAAAUAUGCGGUACCCCAGAAACUUCCGUUAAUGGACUUUUCCAUCCCCCAAACGUACGCUGGUUUGAUGAAGCUUUCCGAUAAACCUGACUCAACCGAGCAACAAUUAUUCUUUUGGUUCAUACCCACUGAAAACCCAGCCGCGGUCAAGAACUUGGCAUUGUGGACCAAUGGAGGACCUGGUUGCAGCUCUCUAGUUGGCGCCUUCCAAGAAAACGGUCCGAUAAUGUGGGACUCGGGUAGGGCAAAAGCUAUCAAGAACCCAAAUUCCUGGUCUCAAGCUGCCAACAUGCUAUACCUCGAGCACCCGGCUAACGUUGGAUUCAGUACCGGGAAGGCCGUCAUCAAUAAUGAGAACCAGGUCGCAGAUUACAUAUUCAAGUUUCUGACUAAUUUUCUUAAAGUAUUUCCUGAAAUGAAUUCGGCCAACUUUUAUUUGACCGGUGAAUCGUAUGCUGGACUGUUUAUAAGUUACACGGCAAACCUCAUUUACGCCAGGCAAUCCGAACUAGCAUUGAAGUUGAAAGGUGUACUUUUCAUUGACCCAGUUCUGUCAGACUCGGUCCUACAAGAGGAUGUCUUCGUCUAUCCCUUUGUGAAAUCGCACCCAGAUGUCAUCAAAUUCAACGCUACCUUCAUGAAAGAACUUGAAUCUUCCCACAAAACAUGUGGCUACGCCGACUUCAUUGAAAAGUAUUACAAAUUCCCCGUUCCAGGACGCUUUCCCAACAUCUCCAGUGUUAUUGAAGGGGAAAAAGGCGACAAAUGUAAACAGUGGCGUAAAAUGUCUAAUACCUUGCCCGACGAUUUCGACAUUUACAACAUUCGCCGUAAAACCGGAGGCUCCGAUCCUCUCUUCUCCAACACUAUUUAUUUGGACCGCCCGGACGUUAGAAAAGCCCUGAAUGUUGGUGGUCAUGUGCCUUGGCUGCGAUGUUCCGAUGCCACGAACAUUUUUCCCAAUGGAGACUCCUCACCGAUUCCUGCGAUCAAAGUUCUACCUGAUAUCAUUCCCAAAGGCAAGACUAUUGUUGUACAUGGAGACUUAGACGCCCGACUCCUACUUGACGGACAGAAGCUUGGUCUACAGUCAAUGACAUGGGGAGGCAAGCAAGGCUUUCAAAAGCCUAUUGAUACCAAUUUCAUGGUUGCUGGCAAGCUACACGGAAAAUACCGCACUGAGCGUGGUCUCACCUUUGUACAAGUCUCCGAUUCUGGGCACAUGGUCCCACACGACCAACCUGAAGCCAGCUUGGCCAUUUUCCAGUUCCUGAUCGGUAAUCGCGCUAAUCUUUAAUUGUCUUCGGAUAUUUGACUCCCCUGCACAAGCGAUGCCAGUCGGGGUGUGGUUGUUUGAAGGAGAAUCUUUGACCCAGGAACUGGGGUCCUUUUUUAGAAUAUUAGUGUCACUCCUUGAAAUUCUUGAAUGCGUGUACAAAUACCAAUUAGUUUAAAAAUGUAAAAGACAUGGUCAAUUUCUUGACUCAGGAUUCAAUCUGAAGAAGCCCAUUGGGGUCUGUCAAACUACUACUGUAACUUCUGAACCACUCAGUAUGCAGAGUGGGAAUACCAUCCCACAGCACCUUCCAAAGAAGGCACUUA
This is a messenger RNA of Puccinia graminis f. sp. tritici CRL 75-36-700-3, 1882 nucleotides long. RefSeq lists its product as uncharacterized. Lineage: Eukaryota; Fungi; Basidiomycota; Pucciniomycetes; Pucciniales; Pucciniaceae. Bases 138 to 1577 code for a protein of 479 amino acids. Gene Ontology annotation, molecular function: serine-type carboxypeptidase activity. The transcript has 15 exons. Gene Ontology annotation, biological process: proteolysis. The record is from RefSeq and is a predicted model, not a curated record.